Molecule: messenger RNA, 576 nt
Organism: Microthlaspi erraticum
Lineage: Eukaryota; Viridiplantae; Streptophyta; Magnoliopsida; Brassicales; Brassicaceae
Source: the annotation of a GenBank genome assembly
AUGGAUGUACCAGAGGGGAAUGGAAACCCUUUGGGCAAUGGACUCGGUCGAGCUAGGCAAACUCGACCGAUUGGUCUAGGAGAUGCUCCAAACCGCCAUCAACAGAGACAAGGGAUUGUUCCACCACCAGUGCAGAACCACAACUUUGAGAUCAAGCUGGGAAUGAUCAACCUUAUCAAUGGUGUCUCUGAAGAUGCCAUCAAGCUGAGACUCUUUCCUAUGUCUCUAGCUGACAAAGCUCACCAAUGGGAGAAGAGCUUGCCCCAUGGCACAAUCACCACUUGGGAUGAAUGCAAGAAGGCCUUUCUUGCUAAGUUUUUCUCCACCGGUCGCACAGCCAAGCUUAGAGGAGAGAUAUCCAGCUUCAUCCAGCGAAACAAUGAGACAUUCGCAGAGGCUUGGGAGAGGUUCAAAGGCUACACAAGUCAGUGCCCACACCAUGGAUUCAACAAUGAAUCACUCUCUACUCUUUAUAGAGGUUGCUUGGCAAGGUAUAGGGAGAUGCUGGACACAGCAGCAAUGGGAACUUCCUCAAUCAGGAUGUGGAUGAUGGCUGGCAGCUUGUGGAGAACAUAG